CCUUUUCCUGCCGGAAGUGGCGAUUCGAGGCGCAGCUGCACUUCCGGGCAUGCUGUUGGUUGCAUCAGCCAGUGAGGCAGAUCAUCAGCGCUUGUUAAAGGGCUGAAAGAGGAGGAGGAGGAGGCAAGAGCCGGGAUGGCGGCACCUGCUUCUGACUACAGUUGUAUUCUGAGCAUUAGUGAAGAGGAAGCCAGGUUGAAGGCACUGAAUGAGUACCUCAGCACUCGUAGUUAUAUCCAGGGGUUCACAUUUUCGCAUGCAGAUGUGGAAGCUUUCAGACUGCUUUCGGGCCCACCUGUGGACCAGCAUUUCCAUGUGGUUCGUUGGUACAGGCACAUAGAAGCAAUCUAUAAUGGCAGCAAUGACAAAAAUGACUCCUGUAAACUCCAAACAAGUAAAAGCAAGCGUACUCAGCCUCACUGGUCUCCACCUCAAGGAACAAAACAACCCAAACUCUGCCUAUACAACAGUCUCACUCGCAAUAAGGAUGUGUUUCAGCCCCAGAAUGGCAACAAGGUGACCUGGUAUUGCUGUGGUCCAACAGUGUAUGAUGCCUCUCACAUGGGACAUGCAAGGUCCUACAUCUCAUUUGACAUCCUGAGAAGAGUUUUAAGAGACUAUUUCAAAUAUGAUGUCUUCUACUGUAUAAAUAUUACAGAUAUAGAUGAUAAGAUUAUAAAAAGAGCAAGGCAAAACUAUCUUUUUGAACAGUACAGAGAGAAGAAGCCAUCAGCAGCAAAGUUACUUGAAGAUGUUCAGACUGCCUCUGAACCCUUUUCAGCUAAACUCAGUGAAACCACUGACCCUGAUAAGAAACAGAUGCUGGAAAGGAUUCAGAAUGCAGUGAAGGCUGCAGUGGGACCUCUAGAAAAUGCACUGCAAAAGAAACUCUCUGACAUGAAAGUCAACCAACAUGCUGAGAUAUUGUUACAAGAAGCAAAAGAUAUACUCUCUGAGUGGCUGGACACCAAGUUGGGCAGUCUGGUAACUGACAACUCUAUAUUUUCCAAGCUUCCCAAGUUCUGGGAAGAAGACUAUCAUAAAGAUAUGGCAGCUCUCAAUGUGCUACCUCCAGAUGUCUUAACUCGUGUUAGUGAAUACAUACCAGACAUUGUAGAAUUUGUUGAAAGGAUUGUGGGCAAUGGAUAUGGUUAUGUAUCCAAUGGAUCUGUCUAUUUUGAUACAAUGAAAUUUGAUGCAUCUGAGAAACACUCCUAUGCCAAGUUGGUCCCUGAAGCAGUAGGAGAUCAGAAGGCACUUCAGGAGGGUGAAGGUGACUUGAGCAUCUCAGCAGAUCGGUUAAGUGAGAAGCAUUCUCCAAAUGAUUUUGCUUUGUGGAAGUCCUCCAAACCAGGAGAACCUUCGUGGGAUUCUCCUUGGGGAAAAGGCCGUCCAGGAUGGCACAUUGAGUGUUCUGCAAUGGCUGGAUCCAUUCUAGGAGAAUCAAUGGACAUUCAUGGAGGGGGCUUUGAUCUUCGAUUUCCUCACCAUGACAAUGAGUUAGCACAGUCUGAGGCUUACUUUGAGAAUGAUUGCUGGGUUCGCUAUUUCCUGCACACAGGGCACUUGACAAUUGCUGGCUGUAAGAUGUCCAAAUCUUUGAAAAACUUCAUUACUAUCAAAGAUGCCCUUAAAAAGCAUACAGCUCGGCAACUACGGCUAGCUUUUCUCAUGCAUUCUUGGAAGGAUACACUGGACUAUUCAAACAACACCAUGGAGUCUGCUAUUCAGUAUGAGAAAUUCAUGAAUGAGUUCUUUUUAAAUGUGAAGGACAUUCUUCGGGCUCCUGCUGAUGUGACAGGCCAGUUUGAAAAAUGGGAAAACCAGGAAAUAGAGCUGAAUAAAAGUUUUUAUGACAAGAAGCAAGCAAUCCAUGAAGCACUGUGUGACAACAUUGAUACACGUACAGUCUUGGAAGAAAUACGGUCACUAGUCAGUCACUGUAAUUCCUACAUUGCUGCAAAGAAGUGCACCAGACAGAUGCCAAACAGAAUGCUGAUGGAAAAUAUAAGUGUUUAUCUUACUCAGAUGUUCAAGGUCUUUGGUGCGAUAGAGAGUGACGAAGCCAUUGGUUUCCCAGUUGGAGGGAAUGGCCAAAAUCUAAAUCUGGAGUCUGCAGUAAUGCCAUACCUACAGGUUUUGUCUGAGUUCAGAGAAGGUGUACGGCAGAUCGCCAGAGAGAAAAAAGUAUUUGAAGUUCUGCAGCUUUGUGAUUCUCUUCGUGAUGAUGUCCUUCCUGAGCAUGGAGUUCGGUUUGAAGAUCAUGAAGGACUUCCAACUGUUGUCAAGUUAGUGGACAGAGAGACUUUGCUAAAAGAAAGAGAAGAAAAGAAAAAGAUUGAAGAAGAGAGAAAAAGGAAAAAAGAAGAAGCAGCUAGAAAGAAGCAAGAACAGGAGGCAGCGAAACUGGCAAAGAUGAAAAUCCCCCCAGGAGAAAUGUUUAAAUCAGAGACUGACAAGUAUUCCAAAUUUGAUGAAAAUGGACUUCCAACCCAUGACGCAGAAGCCAAAGAACUCAGCAAAGGUCAAACAAAGAAACUAAAGAAACUAUAUGAAGCUCAAGAAAAAUUGUACAAAGAAUAUCUACAAAUGGCCCAGAAUGGAAUUGCAGACUGAGGACUUUUCUCUCUUUUUAGAAUAAAAACAUCAGCUGGAUAACCUCUAUGGGGGUAAUGAGAUCCCCCUAGGUGAUCACUUUUCACAAUACACACAGUUAAAAUGAAUGGGCUAAAUUAUCUGAUUUAAAGUGUCAAUAAAAUUUUGUUACUUUAAAAAAAAAGUCCAUGUAACAUGUGGCACAAGUUAGAAUAAACAGUUAGCUAGCUGUUUAUAAUGGGUUUCUCAACACUGAGUCCCCAGAUGUUGUUAGACUACAACUUCUGUCACUUUGGCCAUUGUGGCUGGGAAUGAUGGGAGUUGUACUCAAACAUUUGGGGACCCAAAAGUGAGCACUUCUGCUCCAUAGAGAGGCAUUGUGUAGCCAGCAACUCUGGUGGUGUUUUUUGUUUUUUUUAAAAUGUGGAUUCCAUCCUGUGCUUACUAUGAAGCAAGUCCCAUUUCUUAUUUUUCAGUAAGUAUAUAAUUAGGAUUGUUGUCUUUAGCUUUUUCCAAACCUAGAGUAACUUGUCAUGACUAGCAUCACUUUCUUUCACAGAUGUAACAGAGCAAUGAAAUACAACAAACACAAAUAAAGAGAUCUUGUGUUUUCCUGUAGGAGGAACUAUA
Messenger RNA from Hemicordylus capensis (graceful crag lizard), 3225 nucleotides. It is a transcript of the gene CARS1, whose product is annotated as cysteinyl-tRNA synthetase 1. Gene Ontology annotation, biological process: cysteinyl-tRNA aminoacylation. Gene Ontology annotation, cellular component: cytoplasm. The coding region runs from base 136 to 2616 and encodes 826 amino acids. The transcript has 23 exons. Gene Ontology annotation, molecular function: ATP binding; cysteine-tRNA ligase activity. The record is from RefSeq and is a predicted model, not a curated record. Lineage: Eukaryota; Metazoa; Chordata; Lepidosauria; Squamata; Cordylidae.